Molecule: messenger RNA, 1633 nt
Organism: Tigriopus californicus
Lineage: Eukaryota; Metazoa; Arthropoda; Copepoda; Harpacticoida; Harpacticidae
Exons: 3
Coding region: 148-966 (272 amino acids)
Source: RefSeq, a predicted model, not a curated record
CUGGGUACAAGAACCCUUACUUUCAUCAGUUUUUUCAGUUUGUAUUUGUGAUAACAACAAAAUCUAUCAUAAGAAACAUAAUGGAACACAAGACAUUGACCAAAGCCAAGUUCUUGGAAAUUCUCAAGAAGAAAGAAGCUACUGAGGAUGUUCAGCUCGAUAAAGUUGAAUUACACUUUGGUGCAAAAAAAGGGCCAAAACUACUCUGGCCUUGUGGUGGCUUGCCACUUACAAGCCAAGGUCAAAGACCAACCCAAGACUUAUGACUGGAUGGCCAAAGUACCUUUGGAUGAUCCGACCAAGUUUAAUUGGCUUCGAAUAACUCAAAGGGAAGAAAAAGAGUUGGGAUUUUAUCAAGACGUCAUCCCUGCGUUGAAGGACUUCAUCACCCAAAAGGGCUCAGCCAUUCAGCUGAGCUUUUGUCCAUUUGUAUAUGGCGAGUUCAAUAAGGACAUUCCUAAAGAAAAAGUUGUGCAAAGUUCCAUGAUCAUCAUGGAACAUCUUAGUCCCUUGGGUUUCAUGGAGCCCGUCAAUAAGAAAUCUGGCCUUGACCUGGAUCAUGCCAAAUUAGCAAUUAAGUCUCUGGGUGAAUUCCAUGCAGCCUCACAUGCAUUUUACAAUGCCAAAUAUGGUGACUUAGAGAAUAUUUUAGAGAAAGACCACAUCCAAACAAACGACUUUAUCCCCGAAAUAAUUGCUCAUUUUAACGAUAAGCAAACCAAUCGUAUUUAUCAAACACUGACAUAUGUUGGUGUCAAUGGGCACAAAUAUGUUGAAUCUUACAAGCAAUUUGCAAAAGACGUGGUCAAUCCACUAAAGUUACGAGACCAACUUAGCAACCCUAAAGUUUGCGAAUUCAACGUGCUUUGCCAUGGUGAUCCAUGGUUCAACAACAUGUUGUUCAAAUAUGACGGACAAAAGCCUAUCGUUGUUUGUUUGUUGGAUUCCUCCCCAACCAUUGAUUGACCUGUCUUAUUUCCUCUACUUGUCAACCACACCAGGAUUUCGAAAAACUUAUAUGGAUGAGAUCAUGGGCUACUAUCACAAAUGCCUCACCAAAUCUCUCAAGGAAUUGGACGAGGAUCCAAGUGUUUUCAGCCUCAGCGAGUUAAAGGCUGACUACAAGAAAUGCUCCUUCUUCGGAUUCAUGAUGGCAUUAAUCAUUUUGCCCGUGAUUUUGGCGAAGAAAGAAGAUACUAUUGGUUCCAGUGAAGUGCCUGGCGAUAUUACUGAUUCAAAGGCCAUGGAGGAGGUUACUCAAGCUCACAAUGAUCGAACCAAACGUAUAAUGAGCAAUGAGCCACAAAUUGGUCAUCGGAUUUCUCGAGCCUUUUUGGACAUGUUCGAUAAUGGGUACUUUACCAUGUAAGAAUUCAAGUCUUCCACAAUCCAACUUUGCCGUCCUGUUUCAAGUGCCAUUGAAUAAAAAAUUUAUGAGAUAAAUCAAUUUCGAUUUAGAUUAGUUGGGGUACCGUAUUGAUAGAGCAUCCGCUCGCCAAUUUGCAAACCCUGGUUCGAUCCCUGGCCAGCCAAGUCUAAGCUUCUUUGCAGUAUUUAAAUUACAACAUAAGUUGCUGCCUUAAUAGCUUAAAUGGGCGAACUUGCGAUCAUUCCCGAGGGUGAGGUAAUAAUU